Jatropha curcas is the source of this 567-nucleotide messenger RNA. The record is from RefSeq and is a predicted model, not a curated record. Lineage: Eukaryota; Viridiplantae; Streptophyta; Magnoliopsida; Malpighiales; Euphorbiaceae.
AUGGCGCUUUUGUUAAAGAUGUCUACUUCUGUCCCAGCAAUCUCAAUUAACCUGAUGAAGAAAGCAAUCCCAAUUUAUACGCCAAACUCUAUCUCAACAAAAGAACAAAAACCUCCAUCUGUUUUACUUUUCUAUGCAAUUCCAGAUAGAAAGAUCGUGAACGGUUCUGUAUAUAACAAACAAAAUCUUGUAUCUCUUGUGGCUCAAUUACGACUAGUCAAUGACCAAUCUAACCCACCAGAAUUCCCUAGAAAGCCAGAUUAUACUUCUCCUUCAUUUCCAUCUGAGGUUCCAGAACUUCCCAAGGAUCCAGAGAUCGAGUUCGAUACUAGUCCACCUGAAGAAAUCCCGCUACCUCCGAGUACUCCAGAGAUGCCAACUUCCGGACCCGACUAUCCUGUCCCUCCUCCAACGCCUCCUGACGUUCCACUCCCGCCUCGGCCUCAGCCACCUAAUCCACUGCCCCCGAAGUUUCCUGACCCACCUACUCAUCCACCGCCGGAUAUUCAGCAGCCACCGGAUCUUCCGCUGGAAAUCAAGCCACCGCCUGGCCCAUAUGUAAUCUGA